Messenger RNA from Varroa destructor (honeybee mite), 7811 nucleotides. It is a transcript of the gene kibra, whose product is annotated as WW and C2 domain containing protein kibra. Gene Ontology annotation, molecular function: kinase binding; molecular adaptor activity. Gene Ontology annotation, biological process: negative regulation of organ growth; regulation of hippo signaling; regulation of DNA-templated transcription. The record is from RefSeq and is a predicted model, not a curated record. Gene Ontology annotation, cellular component: cytoplasm. Lineage: Eukaryota; Metazoa; Arthropoda; Arachnida; Mesostigmata; Varroidae.
AAAAAUGAAUACAAGCUGAAAGCGUUUUAUUUCACUCGUAAACUGCAGGCUCGCUCCUGGAAUCGCUCGUGUGGGAUAGCAAGGACGAGUAGAUUUCAUACUAUAACGGCGGAAGUGACCCCACCGGCCAGCAUAUCUAAUUAGUUUCAGCUUUGACAAUUGUGCUAUAAUCCGUCCAGUCACCUUAUUCAAACAUAAUCAUCCAACAAUCAACCAGCAGUAUUACGCUACUUCGUCUUGACUUACGGCGUUCCGACAAGGUUCAACUAAUACAAUAGCUCUUUUUUUGUCACGAUAGGAAUCUCCUAGACAAAAUAAAAUUUCGUUCAUGCGAGCCGAACCGAUGUCCCGGCGGCCCUCGUUGCUUGUCGGCGCCUCUACUCGUCGUUGUCGUUGUGGUGUUGCCGUCGAUGGUGGAAGACGGUCCGUCCAUCUGAUGUAUCUGAUCUCUGUCGAUAAACGAAACGAUUCUGGUUCGGUAGACACUGGCUGCUAGGGCCGAAAUGGUCGCCAUACUCAGAAGUGCUGGUCGAUAAACUAUUAGACGCCAAAGUGGUUUGUUUGACCUAGGGAAAAGCUGCUUAACUGAAGACGUGGCGUAUAUUGCAAUACGAAAGUGUCCAUAGAAUAUAUAUAUAUAUAUAUACCAACAUAGUUUUUUGACUAAUUGGCCUCGUUUUGUUGCACACAGCCCAUCAAACUAAGCGUUUCUUUGUGCUAGAAACAAAAAUCUCUCUGUUGACAGAUAUAAUAUCGUCGUCCUUAUCUUAAAUUGCUUAACCAAACAGAGACGGCACAAUAUUUUCAGCAUUCAUUUGAAAUAUCUUAUUGUUUACGUCGCAGAGGUAAUUCUCUAGGCGUAAUCAGGUCUGCUUAGAUCAUUGUUAGCAGGCGUCAUUUUUGAAUGAUUGCAACACACGAAGCGCGAAAUUGCCCUUCGCCAUCAACGGAGGCUUUUCUUCUACCAAUAACUAGAACUAACUAUUAUUCAUUCAACUGCCACAAUCAUUUCAACAAAGAACAACUCUCGGCUCAAUAUGUAAUAAAUACCUAUUAAAUUCCGGCAAUUCAUCGCAACGAUCAGUAUGUCAAUGCCUAUACCUAUAUGUGGAGAAUAUUAUAUAUAGUGAAGUGUAUAUGUCUGUUGCUUUAAUGACCGGUACGUUAUUCAGUGGUCUACGCUUACUGAAGCAAAACCGCUGCUGCUUCAGCGACACUACCAUCACUGUGAUGAUUAUCGUGAUGAUCAUCAUUAAAAUAACGAGGAUGACGGUGAUCAAGUACCACCAUCCCUGGCAGCUGCAGCAGCUCUGCGGUCACUGAUGCUUCUGCCAUCGAAUUUAUAUAUACGAUGCUGCUGCUGCUGCUACUACUGUUGCCGGUGAUAAUCUGCCAGUGUCGGGUCGGCCAUAGCAGAAGAACUAGCUUCAGUAGUUGAAAUGAUUUUGAUCCGAUGUCUCGACGUCUAUCGUCAUUUCAUUAGCAGCAGAAGCAGAGACGGCAUAAUCACGCUGCAGUUGGCACUGAUGAUGGUUUUCUCGCGAUGGCUAUGUUGUCCCGACAUUACUUUCGCUCCGGCUAUAUUUGCUGUUCUACUGCCGACGCUGGCAAAGUCGUCGCCGCCGCCGCCGCCGCCGCCGCCGCCGCUGCUGCUGCUGCUGCUACGAACUUCACUGGGCUCCGUCGGACAGACAGAUAGGCAAACAGAUAUAGGCUACUGCUGUCCUAUGGAAUAGACACACUGUGCAGUGUAGUAACAGUGCACAGUUAAUGUGGCGGCACAGCGUAAAUGAGCGCAUCUGAUGCUGAUAGCUCAAUGCUUUCCCUAUGCUCGAUUACCGCCGUGACUGGAGCCCAAAAACCUAAAAAAAAAAUGCCACCUUUCUUGGUGGCAAACGACUGGACAGACAUUUGUUGAAUUCAUUAUUCCAACGCACGUCUCUUUGUCCCAUACUAACAAAACCUCAGUCCUUUGCGGACUGCAUAGGUGACGAGUUGCCAUGUGGAUGGGAUCAGCGUUACGACCCUCGUGUCGGAAUCUACUUCGUUGACCACGAAGCUCAACGGAAUCAAAUCGAGGAUCCGAGGCUACAGUGGCGACAGCUCCAAGAGGCUAUGCUCAAGGAGUACCUGCUGACUGCACAAGAGGACGUUGUAGCUAAGAAAGAAAUGCUCGAAGUGAAAAACCAGCGGCUGGCGAUAGCCCAGGAUGAAUACAUAUACUUGAGUUCGCGGUUAAACAAUUUGCUGCAAGCCGCAUCGUCCACCAAUUUGGCGGCGUCAAGCUGCACUUCACUGAAUUCAGUUGCAUCAAAUGCACCCAGCUUAACUAAAUUCGACCCUGAUCUAUUAAAAGCUGAUGUAAGCUUGGCUCGUCAGAGAGUUAACCGUCUUAAGGCAGAACUUGAGCGGAUUCGAAGCGACCUCACUCAGAAAGAGCGAGGUCUUGAAGUCCUGGCAAGCAUUGACGAACGCCUAGUCAGCAGCGGUAGCAUGUACACUUCAGACGAAGCCCGGCUGAUCGUCGAAGAGCUGGUUAACAUUCAGAAAAGCCUGUCCAGUGGCGAAAAAGAAAAGGAACAACUAAUGAGCAAUCUUUCGAAGCUUCGAGAAGAGCUUUUACGAAUUUCGCAGACGAAUAGCAAUGGCGACGAAAAGUUUUCCAGCGUCGAAAUUCAGACUGAGCUAAGUGGAGAAGAGCCAACCUUAGGUGCUCGUUUGGCCGAAAUGGCACGCAUGCGUUUGAAUUAUGACGCUGCGCGCAAGGAGGUCAACCGAAUUCAGCUCGAGAUCGCUGGAUUAGAGAACCUGAUGGCUCCUGGUAAAGCGGAAAGCGAUCACGAUCGAUUGCUUCUUAUCCAGGAGAAGGAGCAGUUACUGCGUGAGCUUCGUUCUUGCAGUAACAGCAGCAAACGUGAUGAAAAUGAAAACGAGAUUAAGAAGCUCACAUCAGAGUUGGGCUGGGCCAUUGAGAGCUCAAAUCGGGCAAUAUCCGAUCGCCUAAAACUGCACGAAAAGAAGACAAAGUUGCUGCAAGAACUAAGCGAUGCGAUGCGACAAGUAGCCGCUCUCGAGGGCCGUCUAAAGUCUCUUUCUGCGUCGACCCUUUCAAUGAGUUCUAGUUCAAGUAUAGGCUCUUUAUCUAGUAAAGAGGGCUCAGCUUCGAACCUAAGCUACACCGACAUUUACGGCUUACCGUAUACGAAUGACAGUAUCGCGACGAGUCUGCAAGACCUGCAUAGAAGAGUAAUGACCGUUGACAGUGUGACAACAAAGAUCAGUGACCUCAAGGUUCGGGAGCAGCUAACGCCCAUCAUUGAAACCCCGCGGGUGUCGGUCAGUGCUGCCGCGUCAGACGAAUCGUUCGCUGGUGACUCAGGCGUGUUUGAAGCUAAUAAUCAGAGUUCUCCUGAAGCAGAGACCCAGAACACGACACUCGACACACCACAGAUCCAAGUAAAGCUAUGGUUCUCUUCAGAGGAUGAGAUCCUACUAGUUGGUAUCGAGAAAGCUCAUAAUCUAGCUGCGCUUGGGGUACCCGUCGGCUUCCGUGUAUUCAUCAAGGUAGCACUGUAUCCCUCCUCCGAGGAUACUUGCUUAACUUGUAAGACGGAUCUAAUUCGUGAUCUUAUUAAGCCCGCCAUCAUCGGCGAGAUCUUUCAAUUUCCAAUUACCCUAAAACGAAUCCAGACUCAAACCGUUCAGGUAAAUAUCUGGGGUAUCGGGCCUCUCAGCCAAGAAGAGUGCCUUGGCUGUGCGCAAGUGUCUCUUGCCGAUUUCAACCCUACGUCAUCCAGUUUGAAGUGGUACAACAUCUUGAGCUUUCGUUUCUUGUCGCAAACAGUCGGUCAAUCGAUGCCAGAUAUGGUAGAGAGUUCCGAUGAGAGUACCAUCAUUUCUUCACAAACGUCCACACUUACGAGAGUUGAAGAACAACCAACAAAAACUAUUGUCGAAAUCACUGCUGUCCCACAGGUAAAAACAGCGGCUACGAACACCGACUGCGCCUACCAGACGGCUGCGAAAAAGCUGGAUCCGUCAAACUCAGCUGACCAGCUUCUACUACAGGCCCUUAAACGAUCACAGACAUUCACCAUCAACCGUCAUCGCAUCAUGUGCCGACUCAACCGAAGUGACUCAGACAGUGCUAUGCCUCUCUACAGUCGGAAGUGUCCUGUGUUUCUCCGCAACUCCAUGGAGCGUCGUAGUCAGCGGUGGAAGAAAAACGGUCAGCAAUCAGGUGAUAAGACUGUCAAGCAGUCUGUAGUUGAAAAGAAAAUGCCUGCAGAUGCAUCGCGUACAUCGAUUGAUCUUGCUCUGGAUCUGCACGCUUCCAAGGCACGCCUUACUGCCCUCAACGACGACUUGUCUAAGCUGAAGGAAUUGCAGACACUUCUUGAGGAGUCGAAGCAACGUGGUGAAGCACCCGAGUGGCUUCAGGAGGAGGGCAUGCAGCGACUUCUUGGGUACGACGAAAAUCAGGCUCGACUUGUACAGAAGACCUCCCGCAAUAUUUAUCGUCUUCGUAGAAGUCUCAGUCGAGAUGAGCCAGCGAACCUCGCUAUGUUCAAGGAAAAAAUGGCUUUCUUUACAAGGCCUUCAACGAGCAACGUUCCUGCACUGGCUCCGUCGUCCAUUUCGCUUUUCCCGGGCGAGAAUAAGACAACUCCUCGAUUUGAAUACACAGUUGACCCUAUCUACGGUGUGCAAGUAUAGCUAGACGAGUUUAUGAGAACUACCGAGCGUCAGAGACCAGAUUCAUGAAGAGGAUAUAGAGGGACCAAACCGUUUUCCAUAGAAGACGAAGUCAAAAAAAUACGGGAGAUAUAUAUUUGUUUGUAUAUAGCGCGCUCCGGUAGGCCAUUUGUAAGUGCCAACCGACAAUGGUUUGAAUGCUGUGCGUCCAAACAGUUAGGGCACCGGGGACCUUUUCCCAGGAGAAACGUCAAAGUUCUGAAAUGAAGAUCGCACAUACACAUUUAUUAUAUUAAAGACAGACGGACACUAACGGUGAAUAUGUCAAUAAUGAUAAGCAUGAUGAUGACGACGAUUAUGAAGCAGUGUUCUGAUCUGACUAAACGGGUCAGUGCGGGACCAAUAUAUCGCGAAGCGUGCUCAUCACUAAUCGGCCAAUUGAAAGUGGGAAUAGAAGUGAAAUUUGGACAGGAAACUCAUGCUCCUUUGAGAUCUCGAAAUCCAUUUGAAGUACUAAAUGAAGAGUCAAAUAAGAAUGAUUGAGUUUGAUUGACUGACGAGAGGCGAUGAUCGAUCGAAUUAACGAAACAAUGUUUCGUGAAUGCAACGCAAUAAUAAUUGAGUAAUUUCGUCUGGAGCUAACACAGCUGUCGAAGUUUGUGUCUUGUUGAGUGCAAUUCAAAGAACGAAAGGAAAACAGGAGAGUGUUUGAAAGCUAAUCACUGUGCACGUGUACGGGUUAAACGAAGAAAGAUAAGAGGAGCGAGGGCGGUCCCGCAGGCGGGAUCGUUCUGGGCAUUACUUCGGGAUAAGGUACCUAGGUCACGUGAUACUUCUAUGAAUCGGCAUCCCUGUUAGGAGGCAGCGCUGUAACGUAGAGAUUCAUCAGUUAGCAGUUUUUAGUUUAUUCCACAAUGAAUUUUCAGUUAUAUUACUUUGUUCCAACAUAGACACCAAUGAUAGUAGUGGAGUCAGCAAGCUACCUGAAAAAAACUAUGACUUUUCUUUGGUGUAAGCAUUUAUCUAAUGGAAAUUGAGGUCCUUGACCAUUAGUGCUUGCAAAUUACGUAGCCCCGAUCGCGAUAACAAAUCGUAAUAGGGUAUUGCAAGCAUCGUAGUGUAAACUAAUUAUCUCUAUGCUACUUGAGCAGCUGUAAACAGGUUUAUGAAGUAAAGGCACUCGUUUGACCUUCUAUGAGUACCGAACACCCUGAACGCCCAAGGCCAACGGUUAUACCUGUGAUAAUGCCCCGCCCGCAAGGAGUCCUUCAAGGAUCCGAGUUGGUCGCUAUACUCAGUUGCGCCUUGGCUUUCGCCGGCUCGCUCGCUUGUUCGGAACUUCGAAAUCGAAGCAACAAAAAACGCAGCCCCUGAUAAAGCAGGCGGCUGAAAAUACACGGAGAGAGAGAGAGAGAGAGAGAGAGAGAGAGAGAGAGGAAGAGAAGAAUCUGCCGUUAGGGUAAACCUAAUUUUUGAGCUCCUUAGUACCUUUGGUAUCUAAACCAGUGUAAGCAUAUCGUUUAAGGUUUACCUUAUCUCGUGCCCUCUAGUCAAAAAGCAAGUCUUACAAAUUGCUACGCGUAUUUAUUAGUCAAGUAAAUAUACUUAAUAAUUAUACGACUGAUGGUAAUAAUCAUACUAAUUACUAAUAAAUAUCUAGAGGGAUAUUCUAUGAGUGAAUACAAUAGUUGAAACUCUAUCUAGAUAAAAGAUAAUAAAAAUGAGUGGUAACGAAGAUGAUGAGCAAACGAAGCGAGUGAAAGACCCAAGCAGUAGCAACGUUUGAUACGCGGAUAAGCGGAUUUCAAUUUGGCUAUACGUCCUUUUUUGAUUUGGAACUUUGUGUUCUGGCGGACUUAAAUAACCGGAUUUCCCUUAUAACAUCGCCCGCUACUAAAGACUAAUUAAAAGUGGUUAACGCGCAGUAAACGGCGCGACUCUUAUUACUAAUUUAUUAAUUCGGCAUAACCGUAUUCGAUAUAUUGUGUAGCACCUCCAAACGUCAAUUACCCUUUUGCUAUUCAGAUCUUGAACCUCGUCUGUCAAUUCUAUAUAAUGAAAUUCGUCUAAUAACUUCUUAUCGAGGCAUAUUUUUCUGCGUCUUGAUAAUUAUACUUAGAAGUUCUGUAGAACAAGUACCACAUGUCCGGCUCUGGAUGUCAUGACAGCAAUAGAAUCGAGCACAACUCAUUAAAGCCUGAAUAAUGUAGAGCGCGGAAUCAUUUUCUUGGCGUCUUCCGCAGACCUCAGGUAAUAGAACAAUGGUCAAAAAAUAUGCAGUACCUGAGAUCCCCUCCAUGUUUCACGUCCUAAGCCCACAGAAUUCAUUGGACUUAUUCUACGCCCCACUUUCCUCCCGGAACACUGACCGUCGAAACCCCUAUGACGUAAACUUCAACAAGAGCAACAGGCCACAAUUCCUUAAUUGGAUGAACGCUUGCCGUUAAUACGACAAUGCAAUACGACAUAAAACGAUUUGUUAUAAUUCUCAUUUCUCUUAUUUUAAUAUUAUAUUGUAAUAGCUAUUUCUAUAUAAGUAUUGUAUUAUUAUAAACAGAAUCGACACAGAGCUAAACGUAGCCCUUUCCCAUACAAAGAACCCGUAAGUAGCACAUAUUAUAAGGAUCCGCUAUUAGUUCAUUGCGUGUUUGAAAAAUAUUAUCGAAAUAGAAAAAUAAAAUCAUUCAAAACGAACCAAUGGAAUAAAAUGGGUAGCAAAAGUGAAGGGUGACUACUAGCAGGGUCAGAAUGAUUUUAGAAACACGCAAUGGGCUACAAUGAGGUUUCGAGGUUCGCCCGCUAAGCCACGACUUAGCCGGUUGAAGUCCGCGCAUGAAUCAAUCAAUCAGUCAAUUAAUGUCAGCAAAAGCAACAGAAACUAGUCGUCCGCAACAAGUUGUCGAGUCAUCUUGGAGCCGUUUGCUUGUUCUGAAAAAUAAUUAGAUAUGUACGUGGCAACUUCAGGUUUAACCGGUUACGCUUGAAUAAAAGUUACUUGUGGCGCUACAGCGUCAAGGUUGCCACUUUAUUGCUUAUCGGUGGUAGUAAAUUUCGAAACUCCUAAAUGGCUCGCAAUUUCUCAGGACACAUCUGUCACAAUAAAAACUGAUGAAAAC